UUUCUGUUGCUAUGUGUGAGGCAGUACGGAAAAGCCUUUGUUUAGUUUCGGGUCUCACAAGCGGUCUGUAGCGGUUUUAAUUCCUCAUUUCCGCCGCGUAGAAGUAUUUAAGCACUUCUUGGUUUUCAAGCUCUCCUUCAGAACAGGACAUGUAUUUCUAAAGCUCUCUCCGUGCAAACAGGACUCAUGGAACCGAGUAACGAUGUGGCGCUGGAUAUCAUCAUCACAAACGUGGUUUCCGUCUUCAGGACCAGGUGUCAUUUAAACCUGCGCACCAUCGGCCUGGAGGGGACCAACGUCAUCUACAGACCGGAAGUCGGGAAAGUCCUGAUGAAGCUCCGUAAACCUCGCAUCACUGCCUCUAUAUGGUCCUCAGGGAAAAUCAUUUGCACUGGAGCAACAAGUGAGGACGAGGCGAAAGUGGGUGCCAGGAGGUUAGCCCGCUGCCUCCAGAAGAUCGGAUUCAAGGUUAGGUUUUCAGAUUUUAAGGUUGUAAACGUCCUGGCAGUGUGCUCCAUGCCUUUUCAAAUCCGUCUCAUCGAGUUCACCAAGAACAACCGUCCCAUAGCCAGCUAUGAGCCUGAAAUUCAUCCAGCUGCUUCAUACAGAAUUAAAACCCUUAGGACCACAGUGCAGGUGUUCUCCACAGGCAACAUCACAGUGACAGGACCAAAUGUUCAGAGUGUUGCUUCAGCUGUGGAACAGAUUUAUCCUCUAUUGUUCGAGUGUCAGAAAAAAAUGGUGUAAAAAACGCACAGACACACACACAGUCUGGAAGAAACUGAAAAAGCACCUUAAAAGUGAAUGUGUUUUAAGACUCUAAACCGUCGGCCUCGUCGUUGUGUAGUAUCCGAACAUUUUAAUCAAACAUAAUUUUAGUGCAUGGACACCAAAGUCGAUGAAAAAGCUGUUUUUUUUUCUGAAACGCUGGAGUUUGACAGAAAACUGAAGCUGGCUUUAGUAGAGCGACACCGAGGACGAGAGCAGCCGCACUGAACAGGAUGUGAUGUAAAAUUUACCUGCUGCAUUCUGCACUCUGGUUCAUAAGGCAGUCUGCAGGUUACGUGUUUAUGUAAUAUGUUCCCAUUUUGUAUUUUAUAAUAAAGAAUAAAUAAAAUAACCAAUAUUAUCCCUUUCUUUGUUCAGUGAACUUGUAAAUACAGUGGUGUAGAGAAAUGUAAAUAAAUGAGAAAUGUCUGUUUUUAA
Clarias gariepinus (North African catfish) is the source of this 1206-nucleotide messenger RNA. RefSeq names its product TBP-like 1 (gene tbpl1). The record is from RefSeq and is a predicted model, not a curated record. Gene Ontology annotation, biological process: DNA-templated transcription initiation. The transcript is spliced from 7 exons. Lineage: Eukaryota; Metazoa; Chordata; Actinopteri; Siluriformes; Clariidae. Gene Ontology annotation, molecular function: general transcription initiation factor activity; DNA binding. Bases 187 to 747 code for a protein of 186 amino acids.